This is a messenger RNA of Polyodon spathula (Mississippi paddlefish), 1305 nucleotides long. RefSeq names its product protein downstream neighbor of son homolog. Gene Ontology annotation, biological process: nuclear DNA replication. NCBI's taxonomy places the organism in Eukaryota, Metazoa, Chordata, Actinopteri, Acipenseriformes, Polyodontidae. The record is from RefSeq and is a predicted model, not a curated record. The transcript is spliced from 9 exons. Gene Ontology annotation, cellular component: nucleus.
AUGGGGACGCACGCCAAUCCUUCAGACACGGAGGAUGAAGGGCGCCUCACGUCAGCAGAAUCCCGGGCCGGUGGGGUGAAGCGCAGGAACCCCUUCGCAAACAUAGAUAACACGUACACCAGCCCCAGAAAGAAGACCACCUCGGAGUGCGUCAGCAAGGCCGUGCCCGGGAGUAGCAGCGUGGAGCCGGAGGGUGAGAACGCCAAGUCGCGGAUUCUCAGCCAGAAUCCAAACCGAACGGAACCGGAGGAGCUGGACCCGUUCAACGUCAGGGAAGCCUACUCUUUCCCAGAGGACGAGUCCCUCUUCGAAGUGGAUUUUCUCUCCCACGCACAAACUGCUCCUUCCGUUAUCGCUGUGCAAGCCCCCGAGUCACGACCCCAGUCCUGCAGGAGCUUCCCUCAGGUUGCAGAGUUCCCGGCUGAUUGGAGUCUGAAGACACGCCUGCUGUUCACCUCUCAGCUGCCCUUCACCUGGGCAGAGCACCUGAAGGAGCAGGAGGAGGCUCAGGGGCUGAGGCAGCACUGCAGGGCAGCCGUCAGCACCCUGCCACACAGCAUACCGGAGCCUCAGAGCAGCUUGGAGCUUCACUGUGCCUUCCAGUGGAGCUUGGUGUACUGGCAGCAGCCCUCCCUGCCCUGGCUGCAGCUCUUCCCUCGCAUCGGCAUGGAGCGCAGGCUGGCCGGAAAGUGCGCCCCCUGUGCUCAGGACGAGGUGCUGCAGCAGCUGCUCAUGAGCGAGUGGUCUGUGAGCUUCACCUCCCUGCACAACCUCCUGCGGACUCGACUCUGCCCCUAUUUCUACCUGAGCACCUACCAGUUCACUGUGCUGUUAAGAGCGACGGGGCUGGCAGGGAGUGAGGGCAUCACUGCCCUCAUCUCCCCCACAACCCGGGGUCUCCGAGAAGCCAAGAAGAUGGAGGUGCUGGUGAAAGGGACCAACUCCUUCACUCUGCUCAACUUCCUCAUCAACUGUAAGAGCGUGGUGGCAGCGGCCGGAGCACAGGCAGGGCUGCCCCCCACCCUGCUGGCUCCUGCUGCCUUCAGAGGAGCCACCAUGCAGACCCUCAAGGCACGCAGUUCUAAUGUGAAGAUGCAGAUGCAGACUGGCUACAGGGACCAGUUCAGUUUGGAGAUCAGAGGCCUGGUCAUGCCUCACUCCCUGCACAAUCUGACACUGCUGCUGAAAUAAGCCCAGCAAGGAGCCUUCUCCAUAGGGCUCUACACUCAGCAGCAGCUGGUAGAGCCAGCCAUGCUGGGGAAGUCUGCUCUGAGACAGCUUGACAUGUACACCUGGAAAUCCUGA